Molecule: messenger RNA, 1242 nt
Organism: Emiliania huxleyi CCMP1516
Lineage: Eukaryota; Haptophyta; Isochrysidales; Noelaerhabdaceae
Exons: 8
Coding region: 1-1242 (413 amino acids)
Source: RefSeq, a predicted model, not a curated record
AUGGUGCAGAGCCGCGUUGCAUUUGGCAGUUCGCGAGAAAGGCCGACACAACUCUCGCGAAAGGCGGCGGCCCGUACGACGCGGAGAAAUUCUUCUUCGAUUCCAUUCUUCCUUCCAAAAAGAAACGACACGGACUGGGUAACGCUGGCCGAUGGCAUGGCCGUUGCCGACGACACUCUCUGGCGGUGGGCGGGCGGCGUGGAGGGCGGGCUUGUCAACCAGCGGACUGGCGGGCACAUCAACUACCGAGGCGAGGGCCUCGUGCGCGGCCACGGCGACAAGCCGCCGUUCCGUGCGGCCGCAGCGGGGCGUGGCACCCGGCUGCACCGCGUGCCAAUCCGCGCUGACGCCCACCGCCAGGACGCUCCGCCGUGCGAGCGGCCGCCGGCGACGUUUGCGCUGCGCUUUCCGCCGCCCUUCGCCGACUGGCUCGCGGUCCGCUCUCGCCUCACCGGCCUCCUGCUGCGCAUGGUCGACGCCUCUCACCCGCCCUUCUCCGGGUACAACUGCUCCGCGUACUCGGCGCAGCUGCGCGAGGCGCUUCUCCCGUGGAGCAGCGGCGGCCUCUCUCCGACGGCCAUCGACAUGGUCUUUUGGAACGAGAUGCUGCCAAAGGUGCCGGCGCAGAACCCGGAGCCGGUCCUCUCCCCGGCGCGGUGCGAGGGGCCCGAGGAUGGGUUCCGCGGCCCGCUGUGGCGCUGGUACGCGCCGCACGUGGCUGCGGUCCUCGCGGCGCGCCACCCGCGCCUGAUCAAGGCUGUGCUGCGCGGCGCCUGCGUCGGCCCGCGGCUGGAGGGCGGCGGCCAGCCGGUCCUCGAGCUUGCGUGGGACCGCCUCGCCGCGCAGUCGCUCGAGGAGGAGCUGGCGCGGUCGGCGGUCGACGCGUGCGACUACCCGUGGGUGCUGCUCCUCGACGGCACGGGCCCGCCCCGCGAGCUGCUGCCCUCGCUGCGGCGCGGAGCCACGGUCUUCAAGCAGGCGUCCCCGUACGCCGAGCACUGGUACGCGCGGCUGCGGCCGUGGGAGCACUUUGUGCCCGUGGCGGAGAACCUCGCCGACCUGCCCGCCCGCGUGCGCUGGGCCUCGGACCACCCGGAGGAGGCGGCCGCCAUCGGCGCGCGGGGGCGCGCGCUCGCCGAGUCGCUGCACGAGCUCGAGCUCGCUUGCUACUGGUGGCAGCUCCUCACGGCCUUCGCGCCGCUUCAGUCGCACCUCCCUCGCCGGCUGGCGGCGAGAGCGUGA